GCAACCCAGAGAGACUCUGAUCCCAGCACAGCCUUGGACUUAUUUCAAGGGAAAUUAACCCGGAAACCUCUCCACAAGGCUGUGGUCCCGAGCGUAUGCCCCUGGAAAAGCUAGGGAUGAGCACCUCCCUGAGCUAUAAGUCCUUCUCCAAAGAGCAACAAACUAUGGACAACCUGGAGAAACAGCUGAUCUGCCCCAUCUGCUUGGAGAUGUUCACCAAGCCCGUAGUCAUCCUGCCCUGCCAGCACAACCUCUGUCGGAAAUGUGCCAGUGACAUCUUCCAGGCCUCCAACCCCUACCUGCCGACCAGGGGAGGUACAACUGUGGCGUCGGGAGGCCGCUUCCGCUGUCCCUCCUGCAGGCACGAGGUGGUCCUGGACCGACAUGGUGUCUAUGGGCUGCAGAGAAACCUGCUGGUGGAGAACAUCAUCGACAUCUACAAGCAGGAGUCCACAAGACCUGAAAGGAAAUGUGACCAGCCAAUGUGCGAAGAGCAUGAAGAUGAGAGAAUUAAUAUCUAUUGUUUGAACUGUGAAAUGCCCACCUGCUCCUUGUGCAAAGUCUUUGGUGCCCACAAAGACUGUCAAGUUGCUCCUCUCACAAGUGUUUACCAGCAGCAGAAGUCCGAGCUGAGUGAUGGCAUCGCAGUCCUGGUGGGGAGCAACGACAGAAUGCAAGGAAUAGUCACACAGCUGGAGGAGACCUGCAAGUCGGUUGAGGAAUGCUGCAGACGACAGAAAGAACAGUUGUGUGAAAAAUUUGAUUAUCUCUACUCUGUACUGGAAGAAAGGAAGAAUGAGAUGACACAAAUAAUCACUAGAACCCAAGAGGAGAAACUGGAACACGUCCGCUCCCUGAUGAAGAAGUAUGCAGAUCAUUUGGAAGCUGUGUCAAAACUGGUUGAAUCAGGAAUCCAGUUCAUGGAAGAACCAGAAAUGGCCGUGUUUUUGCAGAAUGCCAAAACAUUGCUACAAAAAAUUACUGAAGCUUCUAAAGGAUUUCAAAUGGAAAAAAUAGAGGAUGGGUAUGAAAUUAUGAACCAAUUCACAGUGAACCUCAGUAGAGAAGAAAAGAUAAUAAGAGAAAUUGAUUUUGACAGAGAGGAGGAGGGAGAAGAAGAAGAGGAGGGCACAGAGGAUGGGGAAGGUUUGGAUGAAGUCCACACAGAGUCAUCUGGGCAGGAGGAUGAGGAGGAAGAGGUGGAGGAGGAAGAGGCUGAGAGAGCAUCACAGCCACCUCAGCAAGACCCUGAACUGCAGAGUGCAGCAGGAGAGCCCCUGGCUGAAUCCACUCCAGUGUCGCUGCCUGCUGCUCCAUCUGGUCAGGAUGUGGUUGUGACACCAGGUGGUUCUCAGCAGACCCCAGAGUCUGACACUCAAAUGCCGGCCACAGCAGAAACCGUGGAUCCCUUGUUUUACCCUAGCUGGUAUAAGUCUCAGUCACGGCAACCAAGCAGUCCAAGCUCAACCCCGGUGAGUGGGUUGGGGAAAGUAGGGACUCCUGUUUCUCUGGAAACAAGUGGAAAGAAGUCAGAAGCCCCAACAGCAGCAACAAUCGAGGAGAGUGCACCAGAGAGUGGUAAGGAAAGUAAUGCCACUGCAGCGACAUCCAAGACUGGUUCUGAACCAUACCCUCAAGGACGAGUGGAGGAAGCUCCUGCGAGCAGUGAGAGGGGUGAUGAGCCGGCUCGUCAUAUCUUCUCCUUCUCCUGGUUGAACUCACUGAAUGAAUGAUGACUCACUCUGCUAGCUUCUGAUGUGCUUCUCCUCGGAGGGACCGUGAGCACAGGCAGCCUGGCUGCAGUCAGCAGAGAAACUGGCCUGGAAAGGGACAUCCGAGCAGGUUUCAUUCCCAGGAACUCAGUUGGCCUCCGCAUCAUUUCCUUGAGAUGACAGACUGAGAGGGAUGGGAGCAUGGGGACAAAUUACUAUCCUGUAUUGUAGUUAAAGUGUUUUCUAAUAAUUUUUUUACUUGCAAGGGGAAAGUAGCAUCACUACAGCUUUAGGCUGAGCACUGCUAGUGUUUUGUUACUCACUUUUGGCACAUCCCCUCAUAGGUGUAAGCCUUUCACCAAUGUUGUUAGCUAAAAUGCUGGUAUGAUACUCACUAGUAGCAUCCUUUGCCAAAA
Empidonax traillii (willow flycatcher) is the source of this 2128-nucleotide messenger RNA. RefSeq names its product tripartite motif containing 55 (gene TRIM55). NCBI's taxonomy places the organism in Eukaryota, Metazoa, Chordata, Aves, Passeriformes, Tyrannidae. Bases 96 to 1733 code for a protein of 545 amino acids. The record is from RefSeq and is a predicted model, not a curated record. Gene Ontology annotation, molecular function: zinc ion binding. The transcript is spliced from 10 exons.